This is a messenger RNA of Octopus sinensis (East Asian common octopus), 1045 nucleotides long. RefSeq lists its product as uncharacterized. The transcript has 8 exons. The record is from RefSeq and is a predicted model, not a curated record. Bases 520 to 1029 code for a protein of 169 amino acids. NCBI's taxonomy places the organism in Eukaryota, Metazoa, Mollusca, Cephalopoda, Octopoda, Octopodidae.
AUCAAGUUUUUUCUUUUCAUGUCACACAAGUGAGGCUUCGUCCAACAGUUACGGAUUCCCGCCCCCAACCCACCCCUCUGUGACUUAUAUGUCUCAACAACUUUAGUUGUUGUGGAUCGUUAUAACAACAUAAUUUAGUUUUUCCUCACGAGGAAAAGCUUCCGUAAAAUGCUCUUCUAUUUCAGGUAACCAGGGCAUGAACUCUAAUGAACAAAAGGAAUGAAAGAGACUAACGGGAGAGAAAAACAAAACAAAAACAGAGAGAGAGAGAGAGAGGGGGGAGUGAAAUAGAAAGAGACAGAGAAAGAAAACAAUAAAGCAUUGUAUUCAGUUAUCACCGACACAUUUUUUUCUAUUUGGAAAAUUCUUUUAGCUCUAAUCAUUUACCUGUAUGAUGCAUUUAAGAAGAGUUUGAUUGUAUAGAAACACUGGUCCCGAGCUACGGGUAUGAGCUCUUCACUCCUCUUCUCCUGCAGUCUGUGGUCAAUCACAGGUUAUAGGAAAUAGAAUAUUUCCAACAUGACCCUUGGUAUUGUAGCUGCACUGACAGCUGCCAGCACAAUUGCAGCAAUUAACUUCAUCUUUGUCAUUGCUAUUAUUGUUUGGAGAUGUAAACGAUGGAAAAAAUCAAAGCCUGUUCCAGUAACAUCACUGUCAUCCCAACCAACCAUUCUCAAAAGGAAACCUAUAAAUAUCAGCCGAUUGGAUCUGAAUCCGCAAAACUUAGCUGGGCAGCAAAAUCCUGUCUAUACAGUGCCAACCGUAAUACAAGCAGUUCCGAACAGAAAUCCAAUUUCAUAUGAGAGGCAAUCAAGCAGGUCCCCUAACAGUGUUUGGCCACCUCCUGGCCAGUUUUUAACGAUGAAUGAUUCAGUUAUGUGGCGUCCAAUUGAGAAUGAUACUGUUGUCCCUGCCAGACAACAAAUUCACAACUCGAAUGAAAGACCUGAAUACUUGAAGAGACAGAGAGAUCCAGGCUUUGGAUCAGUAGAAAUUUUACCUGAUUAUGAUAAUGAUGUAUGUUAUUGAUAUAAUAUGACUUGGU